AUGCCCGCGAAUACCGCAUCUAUGCCGCUAUGCGCGACGACCAUUGACAGCGAAAGUAGUUCGAACAGUCUUCCCUUACUGAAGAAAGAAAAGAACAGUUGGGGAAACUACACACAUUUUUUUCAAGAACUUGCUAACUUAAGCAGAGAUGAUAAGUACAAUUUUGAUAACAAUCCGCAUAAUACGGCACUCAAUGAUUCAGUAGAAUCGAUUGGUUUUUUAAAUGAGCAUAUACCACCGCAAGAUUUCGGACUAGUGGAAGUUUAUACGACUACUGCUCACUAUCCACCGUCUUUUCAUGAUCCUCCACCAGAAACUUCUCAAGAACCAAACUACGAGGAAUAUUCUUGUCUUGAAAAUGAGUCGUGGGAUGCCAAGAGCAAACAGUGUACUCCGACAACACUGGAAUCGGUGAACACCGAGGAGACAGAAGAGGAAAAUUCUGAUGUAUUCCAUAAGCUACCGGUCGGUCAACGAUCCACCAGACGACAGCGAAUUGUCAUAAAAACACCUCACGCCAAUAUGUACAUCCAA
Cotesia congregata is the source of this 534-nucleotide messenger RNA. Lineage: Eukaryota; Metazoa; Arthropoda; Insecta; Hymenoptera; Braconidae. The record is from the annotation of a GenBank genome assembly.